AUGUCACUCAGCGAGGUGCAUCGUCUACAAGCCCCCGUGGUCACUGUGUUGGGCCGGGACCCGGCUCACCGCGAAUGCGUUCUCAACGGGAAUGCAUUCCAACAGGACGCAAUCAUCUCCUUCAAGGGUUGGCAAUAUGCUGUGUUCUACAGUAGCUGUUCUUCCUCAAAUCUAGAGGAAACUACUCAGCUUGAACCUCUCUUCGUCUGCUUGGCUCGGCGUAAACUACCCAACUCUGAGUGGCAAACGAUAAUUUUCGACGAUUAUCACCAGACCACUGAUGAUGGCCAUAAUACCGUGCAGAUGGGCAUCUGCCCGGGCGAUGGCACCAUUCACUUAUCUUACGACCAUCACUGUGACAUCUUGAGGUAUAGACACUCCAUCAAAGGCAUAGCCAGUGAUCCAGAACGAUCCCGAUGGAGCAAAGACGUCUUCACUCCGACUCUAGAUCACGUUCCCGGCAUUCCCCAACCUCAUAAAAGUUUCGGCUACGUAACCUACCCACGUUUUGGCACCUUGGGCGAUAAUAUGUUCUUCUCCAUAAGGAAUGGCAAAGCCGGUCUUGGUGACGACCUAUUAUACAUAUACCAUGCCGAAACCGGCCUGUACGAGUAUGCUGGGAAACACCUUAAGGGCAUCCAGAAUAACCCAUACGUUCAUGGCAUGGACUACCGUGAUGGUAAGCUACAUCUUACAUGGGUGUAUCGCGGUUUCGUACAUUACGACGGAUGGGACGACCCUCUCGAUACGAAACAUAAGCAACAAGCCGGGCCCAAUGGCGCCGAAAAUAACUAUAGCAUCUGUUAUGCUUACAGCGACGACGGGGGUUAUACAUGGAAGAACGGGCAAGAUAAGACGAUUGCUUCGUUGAGAGAUAGAGGCUCAAUUACACCUGAUUGCUCCGGCCUCGUUGCCUUUGAUAUUCCCAAGGGGCGAGGAUUGACAAACCAAGAGGCUCAGGCAGUCGAUCAGGACGGCGGGGUGCAUGUUCUCAACCGCGACACGAUGGAUGCAGAGAAUCUAUGGAAGCAUUACUAUCGAUGUCCCGAUGGAAGAUGGACUCAGCAUGCCAUUGGGCCGGUACCGAGUCCUCGACGCGGCCGUCUAGCCAUCAGCAAAACUGGUGACCUCUUCCUGAUCCUUCCCAACCCGACCAAUUCAUCUCUUCGUAUUCUCAGGUCACCAAAAGCAAAGGACUACGCUGAGUCAGUAGAGAUCUGGAAUGGUAUUGGCUUCAUAGGCGAGCCGCUCGUGGAUGUCAAAAGGCUCGAGGAGGAAGAUGUUUUGUCCAUCUUUGCCAUUAUUGAGUCGGCGACCUCAUCCGAAGAUCGCCGAGUUGUUGUUCUCGACUUUCAGGUGCAGCACAGUAUGCGGUGA
Molecule: messenger RNA, 1377 nt
Organism: Colletotrichum acutatum
Lineage: Eukaryota; Fungi; Ascomycota; Sordariomycetes; Glomerellales; Glomerellaceae
Exons: 3
Coding region: 1-1377 (458 amino acids)
Source: RefSeq, a predicted model, not a curated record